GAUGGCAGGAGAGAGGGGAGCUCUGCGGGCUGUCUGUGGCGGACAGAGCAGCGCAUGACUGCUUUCAGAGAAAAUUAGCUCAACUGUUUCCCCUUUUUUUUUUCAAACUCGGUGCAGUGAGAUGUCUGAAGAAGGUUUCCUGCAAGAAAGCCUUUCAGCAUGGCUGAACAUGACAUCCCAAAUCCAUCAGUGACUGCCACAUGAAUAUUUGUCAUUUCUAUUAAACUACUCUGGACUAAAUAUGCCAAACUGUGGCAGUGUUUCUCUUACUAAAUAUGAGAUUCUGCCAAAGAACCCUGGCCAAGGCCACGUGAUCGGUGGAGCCUUGGCAAGAGCCGCUGCAUCUACAAAUUAACUGGAAGAGCAGUUUAUGCAGCAGGAAAAGCUUUAAUCUUUUGCAUUAGGAGGAGCAGAAAAAGGAGAACUUAAUACACCCAACAGAUUACAAUGGUUUCUGCUGAGAACACAAGUAUUUCUUCUGCAGCAGAUCACUGUCCCAACUGCAGCUCCUCCGCCUACCCAGAGGUGGAUGUAGCCAAGGCGGUGGUUUUGGGGAUGGUGCUGGUGGUGUUUCUAGUGUUUGGGGUCCUUGGCAACAUCCUGGUCAUCCUGUCAGUGUUGUUCCACCACCACUGGCGCUCUGUGACACACUACUUCAUCGCCAACCUGGCAGCGGCCGACCUGCUGCUCAGCUCCGCCGUCCUGCCCUUCUCCGCCACCUCGGAGGCUCUCGGCAGAUGGGUGUUUGGCCGGUCCUUCUGCAGCGUCUGGGCCGCCCUGGAUGUCCUCUGCUGCACUGCCUCCAUCCUCAGCCUGUGUGUGAUCUCAAUUGACCGCUACCUGGCUGUCAGCUACCCUCUGCGCUACCCUGCCAUAGCUACAGGGCGGCGAGGCCUGACCGCGGUGGCUGCUCUCUGGGGACUCUCGGCAGCUAUAUCUGUGGGCCCGCUGUUUGGCUGGAAGGAGCCCGACCCAGAAGAUGAGACCGUGUGCCGAAUAACUGAGGAGCCCGGCUACGCUUUGUUCUCAGCACUAGGAUCUUUCUAUAUACCUCUGGCUAUCAUCCUGGCCAUGUACUGCCACGUGUAUACUGUGGCAAAGAGAGAGACAAAAUCCCUCAGGAAGGGCAGUAAGGGAGAUGGGGUUGAGACAGAGGGGGUGAUGCUGAGGAUACACAGAGGGAAUGCUGCUCAGACAGGGAAGCAGGAGGAUGACGAGGGGACCGCAAGGCAUAAACGCACCACUUUUUCUCUGCCAAGGUUGUUGAAGUUCUCAAGAGAAGAGAAGGCAGCCAAGACUCUUGGCAUUGUUGUCGGGUGUUUCAUUCUGUGCUGGCUCCCUUUUUUCCUGGUUUUACCUAUCGGAUCCAUCUUCCCAUCAUGUAAGCCUUCUGAAACCAUCUUUAAGAUAACCUUCUGGCUGGGUUACCUCAACAGCUGUAUUAACCCCAUUAUCUACCCAUGCUUCAGCCAGGAGUUCAAGAAAGCCUUCCACAAUGUACUCCGUGGUCGCUGCCUAAGAACUGGAGCAUCAGCUGCUAAACCACAAGGUCACAUUACCACCCAUUCCUCCAGUCCAGGCCCCACAUCUAAUACCUCUGUUCUCUCAGCCCCAAACAGUGUCAUUGUUUCCUCAUGGUGUUGCUGCAGGGCUCUCUCGACCUCAUCAUCAUCUGUCGGUGGUCCAGAGCAGGCUCAAAGUGCACAAAUCCAGAGUAAGAGUCUGCUGAAGGCAUGGUGUUUCUCAGCAAGUCGAACACCGGUACCACAGAACCCCUCCAGUCACGGAUCAACCAAGGUCUUAUGCCUUUCUCUUGGCGUUACAGGAGAGGCUGUUUGAUUGGCAUGUUGAGGCAAUGUAGGAAUUUUUCGGUUUUGGCUCUGGGAAAAAAUUUUACAUGUAUAUUUAUACUCCUCAGAGGCAUUAGAAGCCAGCCGAUAGUGACUUGCCUCCAGAGCAGGCAAAAGACGACUCUGUUGCCUUAAGGCUUUAUGCCUGUGUAAAUGCCCAGAGUGUCAAAUAAAAAAUGAUUUGGGAAAGUGAAUGAAUAAUAUUUUGUCUACACUCAACAGCCACUACUGAGCUGUUCUUGAACAGAGCACUACAUGUCAAAACGGUCAAGCGGAGCUGCUCAAUGGCCAGCAAGUAGACAACUGUGCAGUAUGAAUUCACAGCAAGGGACUUUUGGAAAAGAACAAACUUCUUUGGUUAAAAAAUGCAAGGCAAAAAUCCUUUUUGCAAGUAUGGACACUGGGUUAGUAGGGAUAACCAUCAGUGCUUGGCAAGGAAUGAAAGAGAUAGCAGCAUUUUAUUGAAAUGACAUUGUAAAAGAACUCCCGAGACAGGAUUUCGUUCAACAUUAGUGGUAUUUCUGCAGAUUGCACAAAAGCCCUUAAGGGCAAGAUACUUGUAAAUCAUCAUUAAAAUUAUUAAAUAAAUAAUUAGCAUUCACUGGCAGCUCUGAGAAAUUGGAAGCUGGUGUAGGAGUGUGUGUAUUACAUGUGUGAUCUCUGUUUUAAAGGGACAUAAAACACUAGCACUAGUUGUUGGGGAAGGAGAAAUAUCAGUUGAUAUUUUGAGAUUAUUGAGAUAAAUAAAAGGAAAACAAUACAAUACACUACAGUCUCAAACACAGGCCCUUGAUUCUACACCUGUGAAGCUUUUAAUGUUCAGUUUUUGUUUUUGUUGAGGCUGUAUUAAAUGUGUUGAAUCAACUUUUAAUGUUUGACAUCAUAGCUUGUGGUGCUGUUAAAUAAACGAAAGGUGUCAGACGAUUUUCUCUCAGUCUUGGCGAAGGACUAUUUGUGACUACUGGUUUUCUGGCAGUACAGAUCUCCAGAGCCAUGUUUUCCCCAUGCAACAACAACAACACUGUUGUUUGAAACUGAUGCAUGAGCAAUUCAAGCAGCGCCUGUCUGACGUCUUUGUUCUUCUGUAACUUGCGUCUGUAUGUUGUCUUUCAACCCGCAAUAGGCUAAUCGUUUGUCUUCCUGCCGUUUGGUGCUGGGUGGGUAGUGUACAGUCAGUUUAUCAGUGCCGUAAAACCAAAACAUUGAGUUAAAAGAGGCCAAAAACCUCCAUAGUGACCACUUUCACAUUAUACAUACUCAUUUGAAUCAUUGUUGAAAAAUGUGGAUAAACAGAGCUUUAAAUCAUACUUUAUUAGUAUCCAAGGCUGGAAAUGAAUUUCCACUUGUUGCUCAUGAUGGAAGGACAUUACUGUGUGGUUGUUGUUAUUCAGUUCACAAAAUCACAGUAUGGCCACCUUUGUGAUGUGCAGAGGUGGACAAAAUAAAAAUGUGACAUUAUGAAAAGGUAAUUAACUUUGAAUAAACUAAAUCACUGCUGCAAUGGGAGCUACAAAAAUAUAUUACUGUAACCUUUAACAGAAGGGUGUAAGAUUAUCAUGACUUAUGCCAACACAGAAGUAGACCCUCAUUAACAUUGGAGACUCUCAACGAAUGGGUAGUUUUUAUUGCAGGGCGAUUGUAUUGGAUUGCAUUAUACUUUAUGAAUAUCUAUGGUGUGUCAACAAAGUGAUUUCAUUAAUUAGCAAAACAAAGCCCACCAGAUCACACAUAUCAAGAUAACGUGAGUGCUUUAUUAAAAAAUAUGUCAUGAAUAUUGAUUAAUCGCUUUAAAAAACAUGUUUUGGGUGUCUUAUCUGUUUUAAGAAGUUGUCACAACUUUCUUCUUAGCUAUAAAUCCUUUGCUUCCGCCUGUUAUGAACAGAGUUGUUUUUCUUUGCUGUGCUUGGCUUAAAGGCAUUUUUUUACCCUACAGGCAUCAUAACAGUGAUGAAUACCUGAAAACACUUAUCUGAGAAAUGCAGGAUGUUGAAUGAAUUUCUAGAAGACAAAUGAUUUGUCAUUUUACAUUCACCUAAGGUUAGGGCAUAAUAAGAAGAGUUUCCUUCAUCCUGCAUUGCUGCACAAGAUUUUUUACUUAAACAGUGGCAUUAUGGGACCGUUCAGGAGGAUAACGUCCAUGUUUAAACUAUUGUAACCUCUAUAAGCUCCCACACUUUGCAUUAUUGUAGCCACUAUACUGUCUUGGAUAACUAAUAAACAUGCAGCUCUCGUUUUCUGAGAUUAUGCAGUCAAGGACUCAAUGUUACACUGCAUUAGGCAACAAGUAGCAGAAGGAGAUGUGUUGACUUUUCAUUAGAGGCAUGACUGAAUGUAAAAAAAAUUAUAUAAUAAAUACAAUGACAUUUCGCGCUUGGCCUUAUAUCACACAUUUAAAUCUGCAUAAUGUCUGUUUCACUCUGAAAGUAUAAACAAAGAAAAUUCAUUUUCAUUUCCAGUGACUAUUUCUCAUGUUUGAAUGUCAAAUCAACAUACACAAUCCAUCCUGUUUUGCUAAAACUCAUAGCUUUACACAGCAGACGCUGCCUUGUUUUGGCUUCCAAAGAGAAAAGAAAAACAGAAACCCUGAAAACUAAUGACUCAUAACACAAUAUCAGUGCUAGAGGAACACUAGCAAAGGGAGAAACAUCAAACCACUGCUUGCUUUCUGUGUGUGUGUGUGUGUGUGUGUGUGUGUGUGCAUCCAUGCCCAAAUCAAUCUGUGUCCAUCUAUAUGUGUGUACACCUGUAUGUGUUUGAGUGCACGUUGGUUUGGUUUUGUGUGUGUGUGUGUGUGUGUGUGUGUGUGUGUGUGUGUGUGUGUGAGCAAUCGAGCGGUGUUGUGUCUGCUUCCAUCAGUACAGAUAUUAUUUAUGGAAAUAAAUGCAUCCGAUUCCUAUUAAACAUGCAGCUCUCAUUUUCAAAAGCAGCACAUUCAAACAGUGUUGCAGCAGCUGUCAUAUGAAGGAAAAGAUUGAUGUGAUAAAUGGAUCCAGGCUCCCAUUACAGGAAAGACAAGCGUGUGCUGUUUAACCAAAUCAGUUGACUUAGCAAGGUGAUGUUUUAUUACAUACGACGAUCAUGAUUAAUUACACUGUUGAGCAGCGAGUAAAGCAGAUGACAAGAAUUGUAACUGCAUCUGGAAGUCAAAGAGGCCUAUUUAUUUGCGAUGAGAAAAUUAUGGUUUGUGUUGUGUGUCAAAUCGGAGGACUUCUCUGAAACAUCUUCUGAGAGUCUUCUUUUCUUGAGUUGGGGUUGUGAGCAUAAAUUUGACAUUUUAUUGACACUCUCAGACGCAUUCUCAUUGCCUUGAUAGCUUAUAAGAGUAUGUGGGAAAGGUAUGCAAAAGUUUUGUAACUACACCAAAUGCACCUACUGCUUAAACGCACAGUAUGUAAUUUCUGCCGCUAGGGUUCUCUCACAUCAAAACAUUAACAAACGUUCACAAGGUUUUAAGCUGAAUUAUCCGCAGAGGUCUCCUCCUCUCCAAAACAAACAGACUUGUUUGAAUUGUUGUGUUUUCAUUACCUUAGAAUAAGAUGUUUUUAUCUACAACAUGGCGACCUCCUUCUAUGGAGGUAUGUUGUAACACAAGAGGUGACGAAUUCUUGUCUGCUAGCUGAAAUUAAAUUGGACAAGGUUGUUUCAUUCUAUGGUUCCUGAAUUAUUCGUUCCAAGUGCUUAUAAAGCUUUGGCCAAAGGCCAAAUGGUUUUUCAAAUUUUCUUCCUAUAACCUAGAGCAGAUUUAAAUAUUCACUCAGUUGGAUGGAUUGGACAACAGCUGCAUAGAAAAUUGUAAUAUGAGAAAAAUGAAUGAGAAUAACUCUGUUAACAGCAGUUUCAUGUGUUGUGACAUUUUAAUGUCCAACUUAGGCAACUGUAGGAAUUCUAUGGGCAUGUUCAUCCAUGGAUAUUAAAAUUUAUAUUUAAAGCAACAUUUAUCAAUAUGAUUUAAUGACUCAAACAACUGGAUGUCAAAGGAGAUACUCACAGUAAUAAACCCACAGAGAAUUAUAACUAAUUCUGCAGCUUUUACUUAAUUGUUUUAGUUUAACAGCACAUUUACUUUAUUGUUCAGUCUAAACUCUCAUCAACCAUGUUUCCAGCAGCAGCUAGCUGUUUUCAGCCAAGCAUUUCAGAUAAACCCACUGUACACCUGUUGAGCCCCAAACAGAUAGACAAAGUUAGUGUCUAGCUGGUGAAGAAAAUGGAACAUUUAGCAGCUAGAAUGCCAGAUAUUUUUUCAGGGGUUGGUGAAGACAAAAACAGAACUAAAAGGAGAGUGAAUAUUGGACUUACAUUCAUCAGGUGGACACAGACACAACUCCAAACUAAUGCUAAUGUUGAGUGUCAGCUGAGUUUGCAAAUUGUUUGCUGACAUGUUAGCAAUCAUAAUAAUAAGCCAGCUGUAUGUCCGUUACUGUUUUUGGACUUCUUCUAUUAGCCAAAACAUUAUUAUGCAGCUGUAAAAGUACAGAGAAAUUUUAUUCACAUUUCUUUAUGUCAGUGCUCCCAUCAUUUAUUCAAACAUUUCAGUGGAAAUGCAGUCCUGUAGCUAUUAUAUAUUUCUAUUUUGUGAGUCCACCACAAAGCAUGACUGUAUUCCCGUGGUGGUACCCACACAGUUGCUAUCUCCGGUGAUACCUUACGUGAAUUAUGGGUGCGACUUCCACUUAUUCCUUUCACUGAACCACUGUCUGCAAGAGUUACUUACAGGUGUCCUCCCUUUUCUUCGAACUUUUUGUGUUCCCACAUCAACCUGUCACUAACAGGUGCUGGGAGGACGAUUUAGAAAAGUGGCCCUGGAUAGUGGUAACAAACUAAGUUAGCUUAGCGUUAGCUAAAAUGACACAAAGUUCAGGGACAAGUUGCACACUUCCUGACUGUACCGCUAAUCAAGCUAAACUAAUUUGUGGCUUUAUGUCGAACACUGAAUAAAACACAAAAAGGGAUAGUUCUUGUCAUCAAUGUUACAGUUUCCAUCACAUACCAAACAAAGACAAAUCCAAAAGAACUCACUUAGCUUAGCUCUUUGCUUUUAGGUAGCCAAGGUUGUGUCCCAACUCCUUUAACAAAACACACCCGAAAUACUGAUAACCCUGAGAGCUUUUCAGAUUGUUCAUCACUUCGCUAUGUAGCAACAGAAUCAGUAGCUAAAUAUGCCUAAUAUUUAGUCUAAUAUGCCUUGCCUUCGCUAGGCUACUUGAGCUACUAAAUACAAAUAUGAAGGCAGAGAUUAUCCUGUUUAAGGUGUGACAGGUUGCGAUCCCCCGUUAUUUAGUUCCCAAAAAGCUCUUAAGAAAAGGGAAGACACCUGUGGCAUUCUGCCAGUUCUUGCUGAAACCGGUUCAGUAAGAGGAAUAACCAGAAUGGGGCUAGGAAUAGCAUGGAUAGCCUAAUUUGUGAACAUACACAGACAUUACACAAAAAUGAACACCUACACAGCUGUUUUCACUUAUCUUUCCUCUUCUCAAGACUAUGCCUACAGACUUAAUUUUUAUUUUUAUCCUUCUUGUUGGUACAUUGAGUUUGGUGAACUCACAUCAUUCCUAGCACAGCUCCUCCAAACUUCAACCUGAGCAGCGGUGCAGUCAGCCAGAAUAUACUAAAACACCUAUGUGGGUGUGCAGGUCCUUGAAGAUCUUAAAGAAGAACAUAUUCCUGCAGCUGUUCCAUUGAUACAGAAGCAGACACUGCAUCCGCAGGCUCACUGCCACAACCAAACGGAACAGGAAUACAAAGUUUUUUGUUACGAUGAAAUAAAGUCAUUUUAUUGCAGAAGCUCAAGAAAAUUUAAGCUGUUGCAUGCUUUCUCCCAUUUUUGUUUUACUUCUGAGCAAAUCAAAGCACACAAUAAAAGAAUUCCAAAAACAACACAAAAGAAAUAUUUGAAUGACUCCACACAUUCACUGAUGAUUCUAAUAACUGGCCUCUUCCUAACACCUUUUCGGGGCUGGCAUUUGGAAUUAUUAAAGCUCAUUGUGUGUGUGCGUGGACUUGAAAUAACUGAUUUGAAUGUUGACAGCCUGAAUGAAAAUUAAUUAGAAAAGACUUAAAGCAUGCGGGAAGGAGCUAAUACCAUGUAAGAUGUAUUUAAUACUCAUGUCACUGAACAUUUGUUUUAAUAGCAGUCAGCUGCCAAUUGGCACAUUGAGUUCUCUUUCCUGGUUCAUUCAACUUGCUGCUGACUUCAUCAAGACACCUUUUAAAUUUCAUCUAUUCACAUAGUGCCUGGAUAUAAAAUGUCUUUAUUUUGCAGCUGUCAAAUUUUAAAUAACAUAAUUUCACAGUAAAUGAGCUGAGUGAUGUACUUGUAUGUCUUGAGUUUCUGCCAAAUUGUAUUAGUGAGGUAAAAAUUAUGCUCUAGUAUUGUAGCCACAAUUACUACCUGCUGCUAAAAAUAGUUUACAUAUUAUCUUGCACUACCUUACAGUUUACACGGUCCUUCUGCACUAUUGUCAGUUACAUUGUCUUUGUCUUACUGUCCUGUCCCAUAGCCUAUAUUAUUUUGUAUAACAGUCUUUGUCUCUUGCACUAUUAUGUUAUGCACAGAUUUGUUCAGUUUAUUACGUUUUGUGUCGCAUAUUUUAUGUUUUGCACUGUUUAGUGUCUACUUGUUUAACUGCUGCACCAUAGGCUCCUGGGAAAUGGCAUUUCAUCCCAAAUGUAUACUUGUAUAUAGAUGGGUUCACAAUAAAGACAGUCUAAGUCUGA
Siniperca chuatsi (mandarin fish) is the source of this 8561-nucleotide messenger RNA. RefSeq names its product adrenoceptor alpha 1Ab (gene adra1ab). The record is from RefSeq and is a predicted model, not a curated record. Bases 448 to 1839 code for a protein of 463 amino acids. The transcript has 3 exons. Gene Ontology annotation, biological process: adenylate cyclase-activating adrenergic receptor signaling pathway; phospholipase C-activating G protein-coupled receptor signaling pathway; cell-cell signaling. NCBI's taxonomy places the organism in Eukaryota, Metazoa, Chordata, Actinopteri, Centrarchiformes, Sinipercidae. Gene Ontology annotation, cellular component: membrane. Gene Ontology annotation, molecular function: alpha1-adrenergic receptor activity.